Messenger RNA from Zootoca vivipara (common lizard), 5087 nucleotides. It is a transcript of the gene EPS8L1, whose product is annotated as EPS8 signaling adaptor L1. Gene Ontology annotation, biological process: Rho protein signal transduction; regulation of Rho protein signal transduction; positive regulation of ruffle assembly. Lineage: Eukaryota; Metazoa; Chordata; Lepidosauria; Squamata; Lacertidae. Gene Ontology annotation, molecular function: actin binding. The record is from RefSeq and is a predicted model, not a curated record. Gene Ontology annotation, cellular component: plasma membrane; ruffle membrane; vesicle.
AAGGGGUGUGGUUCAGCUGACAGGCUCGCUCUCAUAGGGACUGGACGUCUCGAGCCACAGCAGUAGUUUCAACUUGCCAUGUCAAAUGCCACCAGCUGGGUGCCCAAAGGAGAGAUGGUUGAGAACUGAAGAGAAGGACUGCUGCGUACGGUACAAGGUUGCAUUGGGACUUUCGGUCGAGGCCGCUGACAUCAUGAGUGACUCGGGAAGCCUAGACAGUGACCGCUCCAGGCCCAGCGCCAGAGCCAUUUAUGAGCAGAGGAAGAAGUAUUCUAGCAUUAUCAUGGCAGACGUCUCACAAUAUGCCGUCAAUCACUUGGUGACCUUCUCCAUCGGGGACGAGGAUGACUUGGCAACUGUGGAGGAUGCCACCAGGAAACUGUCUGUCAUGGAUGCCCAAGGGAAGAUCUGGGUUCAGGAGAUGUUGCUUCAGGUCAACGGGUCGGCCAUCAAGCUCUUCGACGUAGACUCAAAGGAUGAGCUGGAGAACUACGGGUUAGCCGCUGUGGCUCGUUGUGAAGCCGUUCGAACUGAGUCUCGAUCCCAGUCGCUGCUUCUGCUUGUGUGCCAGGAACCCCACCAGCUCAAACCAGAUGUCCACUUCUUUGAAUGUGACCAUGUAGGGGCAGAAUUGAUCCAGCAGGACAUUAAUGGAGCUCUGUUGGACUUCAAGUCAGGUGGAAAUGCCCAACGGAAGGAGGCACUCAGAGCUACCCAGAACUGGCUUGGCAGUCAGACCAACAAGGCUCCAGAGACCCUCCCUCAGUCUCCUAAACAGGUGCCCUCCAGGACAACAGUUAUCGUGCCAGAGCAAAGGGAGAAUGAUACCUCGGCAGCUGAAUCUGACCUGGCCUUUGUUCAGUCCGAGCAAAAUGUGGAGCUGCUGAACCAUGUUUUUGACGACGUGGAAGCCUUCAUAGGGAAGCUGCAGAAAUCAGCCGAAGCUUUCCGUGUCCUGGAUCAGCGCAAGCGCUCCGCAAAGGGGCGUCGCCGGGGGCCAGGCGAGGGACUCCUGACAAUCCGAUCCCGGCCUCCUUCCCAAGAGGAGUUUGAAGAUGCUCUGGCCAAGAUGAAAUAUUCCUUCAGUCUUCUGGCAAGGCUGAAAUCGAACAUUGCAAACCCUACCUCAGAGGAGCUCAUACAUUUUCUCUUCAACCCCUUGAAGCUGGUUGUGGAGUCUUCAGGGGGACCAGCGUUCGCUUCUGAGCUGCGCAGCCCCAUGCUGACCCUAGAAGCAGUGACCCUGAUGCGAGGCUGCUUGGGAGACCAGGAGGCGGAACUGUGGUAUUCACUGGGUGAAAACUGGACCAGGCCAAGAGUGGACUUCCCCCGGGGCUACGCAGAUCCCUACAACCCAACUUUCCAGAGUGGCUGGGAGACGCCACGCCUAGACGCUUCUGGCCAGCCUUGGGAAGACCCAGUGGAGAUGCAGCACCGGCACGAAGAACGUCGCGCCCAACAAUCAGCUCCCACAAUUGCAGCCAAUGGACAUAAACACCCAGAGAGCAAGUCUGUGAUCUCCACCCAUAACUUCACAGCCAGAAACAGCAACGAACUCUCAGUACUUCAUGGGGACACGUUGCAGGUCCUGGAUGACAGCAAGAAGUGGUGGAAAGUUCAGAACCGCUACGGUCAGGUUGGCUACGUCCCUUAUAAUAUUCUCGCCCCAGUUCUAAACCACAACAGCACUCCUCAGGUCAACGGAACCAGCCCAGCGAUAUCCAAGAAAAGUCCACCUCAGCCGCCACCCAAGACCAAAAGUCUGUACACAAAUGGCAGGAAUUGGGCCAGCACAGAGGCACUUAACAUGGACCUGAGUGAGCGAGAGCGCUUCAACACGGUGAACGAGGAGCUCGCCCUGAGGCUGGCCAAUGGGACAACUAGCCAUAGCAGGAACCUUCACAUCCAGCGGGCCUCAGACACCAACGUGCCUUUAGGAUACGAUUCGGACCCUGCUCAAGUUCGGACCUGGCUGGAGGCCAAAGGAUUCAACCCAUUGACAGUAAGUGCCCUGGGGGUCCUAAACGGAGCUCAGCUUUUCUCCCUGAAGAAGGACGAGUUCAGAGCUGUCAGCCCAGAGGAAGGAGUUCGAGUCUACAGCCAGGUUACAGUCCAGAGAGCCCUAUUGGAGGAUUCUGGGAAAGUAUCAGAGCUAGAGGCUGUGAUGGCGAAACAGAAAAGGAAACUGGAGGGUUUGAACCAGUAGAUGGGAGAUCGCCCCAUUUGGUGUGGGAGUGCCCCCUGUUGAAGCACUGAGGAACUGCAUGGUAACAGGCUCUGAAGCCACACCAUCAUCUCAAACUUGACGAUUCCUCUCUCUCCCCACAUCACCCAAGACCUGCAUUCUACAGCAGUGUUGGUUUUGAGCUAAACUUCUUGUUGUUGAGCAUAUGUUCCUGUAAAGCAAAUUACUGUCUUCAAAUCAUAUCCCAGAUUUUCUCUCAAACUCCCUUUUGAAAUAGUCGUCAGAAAAAGCGUCUCUUCUCUCAGUCAGUAGAACAUGAGACUCUUAAUUGUAGGAUCGUGGGUUCGAGCCCCAUGUUGGGCAAAAGAUUCCUAUAUUGCAGGGGGUUGGACUAGAUGACCCUCAGGGUCCCUUUCAAUUCUACAAUUCACCUAGCCCACACUUCUUCCCUCCCCAAAUGCAGGGGAAAAUGGAAAAGCAGCAACCCUUCCCCAUUGUAACAGAAAGCAUUCAUGCCACAUUCAUUUUAUCUUCUUUCAUACAAAAUGAAAAAAUGUUUACCUUUGAUGGAAGGUAGUGAGCCUAGGUCUGGCUCACUAGGAAAAUUGGAUUGAAUUAUUAUCAUUAAUUAAAUUUUCCAAACUUUGCAACAGAUCUCCAUGAAAAUUCCACUCACCAAAUCAACCAUUCUUCCAUUUCUGUGCAUUCCUAUUGUUUGCUAUCUCUUUCUCCCCACACAUCACCGAAUUUUUCAGUUAAAUCUAGGCCUGGAUAUUGCCGUACAUGUUAUUUGUCUUGCAGUUGCACUGCAUCAUUAUCUUUACAGCUAUAAAUCUGCAUUUUUACGCACUGCAUCGUGGUGGUUGUAGUCAAAACUUUUGUCUCCACUUUCCAUCGGGGUGAGUUGGCAACUCAUGAGUAUUUUUCAGCAAGAAAUCUUCUGUUGCCAGGAUUUAUCCGUCUGUCUUUACUUGAAUAAGAGAAUAGCUCGGCUGAAAUGUAUUAAGUAUCUCAGGAAUGUUUCCUCCUUCAGGAGAGACAUGGGAAGCUUUGGAACAAGCCUUUCUCCAAGAUCAUUCCUUCACCCUUAAAGGAUUUUUCCCACUGACAAACUCACACUUUCAUUCCAUGGAGUGAGUGUAAGCUGACAUUGGGCACUACCACCUCCUGUCACCAGAUGGCAGUCUCUAUUUGAGGCAAACCAAGUUGCCCUUCACAAACUGUAUUUGGGAAAUCUCAUUUCCCCCACUUUCACUAUGUACAUAAAAGCUUUGCCAGGUUUUAACAACUUGGCCCUUUCAUCUCUAGUUGUAUCUUUUUUGGGGGGAGGGGGAAUUGAAUCAGAUCAACUGCUUUCAAGGAGUCUUGUGCAAGAGAAUAUGAUAUUCUCUCUGUGUGUGUAUAUAUCUACCGUAUAUAUAUAUAAUGUCAAAGCUUGAUGAUUUAUUUGGAAGCGAGUUAUGCUGAAUCUCCAUUGUGGUGGAUUAGGAAGAGAGGGGGUUGGCAAUAUAACCACAUUUUUUCCCUACAGUUUUCACACUUGUUAAAGAAUUUGUUGAAGAGCACAAUGAUUUUGACUGCUUUAGAACUUGAACUGUUUCUAUUCAAACUUCCUCUGUUUAGUUUUAAGUAUCCUUUUGCAAGCAGCUCUGCUCAGAUAAUUCGCCCUUGAUGUGUGCCUUUUAAAAUUAACAUGUUGAAGAAAUUUUGGCCAAAUAGCUCCCCCCCCCCAAAUUAAUCUAGUGUUAAAGGGAAUGUGUAUUUGAAAGGAUAUUUGUAUUCAUUUAACAUUGGCUGCCAGUAAUGCUUUGUAAAGAAUAGGCUGCAAUUUAUUUUUUUUACAGUUAUUACCCACCACCAUCACCUGCCGUAGCCUAAUUUUGACAGUUUCCAUAAAGUACAAGUCAGUAAUUAGCAGCCCAUUGACCAAAUAUAGUCCUCUGAGCAGUGCAGUCUACUGUUGCAAACCUAAGGUGGAAAGGAAAGUUUAGAGCAGGUGUGGGGAAGUUUUGGCACUUUGGGGCUUGCUUGCUGGGGCUGAUGGGAGUUGUAGUUCAACAACAUCUGGAGGGCUCCUCCACCCCUGCAUUAGAAUAUUAAGCAUUAUAAAAUACCAAAUUGUACACUAAAAAUUAGUUUCUGAUCCAAUGUGAUAAUUGGAAAGGGAAGGAAAAGGAUCUGGGUAGAACAUGGUCUACCAUCAUCAUGCAACUACAUGAUGGGCUUGCCGAUCAGAAGGUUGGUGGUUCGAAUCCCUGCGACGACAGGGUGAGCUCCCGUUCCUCUGUCCCAGCUCCUAAAAACUUACAGUUCUAAAGAGAAAUAGGUGCUGCGGUGGCGGGAAGGUAAACGGCAUUUCCGUGCGCUCUGGUUUCAGUCACUGUGUCCCAUGGACAAACACUGGCUCCCUCGGCCUGAAAGCAAGAUGAGCACCACAACCCCAUAGUCGCCUUUGACUGGACUUAACCGUCCAGGGGUCCUUUACCUUUUACCUUUACUUUAUAUGGACUUCUACAAGAAUCUUAAUAUAGUUGCAUAGACUAUAACUCAUGGUUGCAUAGACUAUAAGUCCGAGGACCUAUUGCUUUUGCAAACCAUAUCAUGACAGUGAAGGGCUUUUAAUGUUUAAAGAGCGGCAGGCUAUUCUGCUUAGGCAAAUUUGGUGCCGUGGGAACGUAUAUACGCUGCUAGAGAGAAAUUUACUCUGCCAUUGUGUUCGUGUUUUUAUUAAUGUGCACUUGCACUUUAAAAAAUCUGAUUUAUUUUUCAAAACUGCUGCUUGCCCACAGGGUAGAGGGCACAUGAUGGAAGUACAGCAUAGCCGCCACUGGAGAGCUUGGCAUUCAUUGGGGAAAUGUGUUAAUUAUAUAAAAAGUAUGUAAAUAAAAAUAUGCAAAAACUU